UUUAGGGUUUAAGGGUUGAUAUUUCUGAAGAAGCGAUCCAAUCCCAAGUUCACAAUUAGUUUUUGCAGUGAGAACAGUGCCAUUUUCAGAGCCUUCAGGCUUGCCGUCGACGUGAGGUUGAAAGGAGGAAGUCUGGUGGGUUUCAAAUAUCAGCUUGAAUUUCAAUAUCUCCAGGUGGUGGUCUGGUCUGAAGUGUAUGCCAAAAGGAGAUUUGCCUUUUGAUAGCCUGGUGGGUUGCUAUUUUUCAGAAUUCUGGGUUUUAGUGAUUAGAGCAUGUCUGCAGAGGCAAAACUAAGGUAUAAGCUCAAUAAGAAACUCAAAAUACCUGUUGAAAAUUCUAAGUUUUCCAAUAAUGGAAGAAAGAAGGCUGAUAGUACUCUCUAUGAGAGUGAGAAGGGUAAGAAGGAGAACCUUAAACUACGUGUAACUGGUAAAAAGUUUCAUGCUACUGAAGAAGGGAGUCGGGGAGUUCUUGAUAAAAGGGAAAAGUUUAAUUCUGUGAAUUCUGAUAGGAGAAGGAAGAGAAUCUAUGGUGACCAGGAUGCAGCUGGGGAGGCCAUGCGUUAUAGUAAUUCAGAGGCACCUUAUAGGAAGGCUUUAUCUAGGAAAGGACAGAACCAAGUAAAGGAUGGUUCUUUUGACAAUGAAAAAAAUGUCAGUAGAUCUAAGUUGCGUCCUCGACCUACGUGGGGUUCUAAUGGAUUGCAGAGAACUGCUUUUGGAACAAAACGUUUUUCUCCUACAAGUCCAAAAGUUUCCAACAAAACCAAAAUUAAGGAUGAUUUUGUAAAUGAAAAGAACAACAGUAGAUCUCCCUUGCAUCAUCGCUCUAUUUGGGGUUCUAAUGCAUUAGAGAAUGCAGCUUCUGAAACUAAAUGUUUUUCUUCCAAGGAUAGACGUGCAAAACAGGUUGAUAAUCAGGCUAGUGCACUGAAGAAGCAUAACAAAUUCAAGCCUGACUUGAGCAAUGGUUUGGAUCCAAGUCGUGAAAGUUCCCCGCAUAUUUCUUUUUCAAAUUCUGCCAAGAGGAAACUGCGGGACAAGAAAAUCUUGGAUGAAGAAUCACAGGUGAUAGAUGGUCAGCCAAAGAAGAGGAAGCGAAUUCGAUUAGAUCCACAUGAUAUCUCAAAUAAACGAUUUGAUGAUACCAUUGUUAUUAACGAAAGCACAAAGGAGAAGGAAAAAGAUGAGGAGGAAAAAGCUGAAAUAUCAAAAAAUGCACAAUUUCGUGCAAUACAACCAAGUCCCUCAAUCCUCAAAUAUGUGGAAGAUAAUUUGUUGGGUCGUAGACGCAUGAUAGAGCUGAGGAGGGCGGGAUACAACACUGAGCUUUCUGCCCCAUUGGAUAAUAUUCCUUCCUCUACCAGCUCAGAAAGAGAGAGUAUUGAGGAAAAUAUAUUUAAGAACAAAUUGACAUUUUUUGCCGCUGCAAAAGUUUCAUCAUCAUUUCCACCUCCUGACCUUCCAGAGAUUGCAUUUGCAGGAAGGUCUAAUGUUGGGAAAUCAUCACUACUUAAUGCACUCACCAGACAAUGGGGUGUUGUACGAACAUCAGACAAGCCUGGUCUCACUCAGACUAUUAAUUUCUUCAAUCUAGGAUCAAAGCUCUCCUUGGUUGAUUUGCCUGGAUAUGGUUUUGCUUAUGCUAAAGAAGAAGUUAAGGAUGCUUGGGUGGAGCUUGUAAAGGAGUAUGUUUCCACAAGAGUUGGUCUAAAACGAGUGUGUUUACUUAUUGAUACAAAGUGGGGAAUGAAGCCAAGGGAUCAUGAACUCAUUGACUUGAUGGAAAGAGCUCAGACUAAAUAUCAGAUUUUAUUAACGAAGACAGAUACGGUUUUCCCGAUUGAUGUGGCACGUCGUGCAAUGCAAAUUGAAGAGAGACUGAAAGCAAAUAAGUCUUUGGUCCAACCUGCGGUGAUGGUGAGCUCGAAAUCUGGAGCUGGCAUACGAAGUUUAAGAACAGUGCUAGCGAAGAUUGCUCGAGUGGCCAAAGUCUAAUAUGUAGCCGGGCUGUGGCAUACUUCUAGUAUGAUUGUUUUUGCUUGGCAAAUGGCCUGCUCAUCUGCAAGUUGAAAGUCUCAAAUUCAUAGAGAUGCCUUUGGUGCAGAUUUGUUCGCCUGCACAGAUUGACCAGGACUCGGUUAGCCUGCCUGUCUCGGUUGGCAGGAUGAUAAUGGUUGAAAGGUGACAAGUGAAAUGUAAUUGAUUUUGUAAAUUCUAGUUUAUUUCUUUUUAAAUUUUUUAAAUUGAAUGUCCUGUGGAUUAUAGGACCAUUUCAUCACAAACUUUUUUUUAUUUAAA
Prunus avium (sweet cherry) is the source of this 2301-nucleotide messenger RNA. RefSeq names its product P-loop containing nucleoside triphosphate hydrolases superfamily protein. Gene Ontology annotation, molecular function: GTP binding. The record is from RefSeq and is a predicted model, not a curated record. NCBI's taxonomy places the organism in Eukaryota, Viridiplantae, Streptophyta, Magnoliopsida, Rosales, Rosaceae.